GUGGUGGCGGCUGGGCCACUGGGCAGAGUCGGGGAGCUGCAGCCUGGUCUGGUCUGGGGUGUCGGGUGGCCCCAGAAGACUAGGAGGAGGAGGAGGCGCCGCUGCUCCUGUAGCUGCUUUCUUUCCCCCGUGGCAAAAUGGCUGACAAAGCCAAGUCUGGCAAAGCCGCCAACAAGACUCCCCCCAAGUCUCCUGGAGAUCCUGCCAAGGAGAAAUCAGCUAAACGGCUCUCACUGGAAUCUGAGGGCACCAAUGAGGGGGCUGCCGCCCCAGAACUCAGUGCCCUGGAGGAGGCCUUCAGGAAAUUUGCUAUCCAUGGAGAUACCAGAGCCACAGGGAAAGAGAUGCACGGAAAAAACUGGUCAAAACUCUGUAAGGACUGCCAAGUAAUCGAUGGGAAAAAUGUGACAAUCACUGACGUGGACAUCGUCUUCAGUAAAAUCAAAGGGAAGUCCUGCAGGACAAUUACUUUUGAACAAUUUAAAGAAGCUCUGGAAGAACUCUCAAAGAAGCGAUUUAAAGAUAAGAGCAAUGAGGAGGCGAUCCAGGAGAUACACAAACUCAUCGAAGGAAAAGCCCCAAUAAUAUCAGGAGUGACGAAAGCCAUCUCCUCUCCAACCGUGUCACGACUUACAGAUACAUCCAAAUUCACUGGUUCCCACAAGGAGAGGUUCGAUCCAUCUGGCAAGGGGAAGGGCAAGGCGGGGAGAGUGGACUUGGUGGAUGAGUCAGGCUACGUGCCUGGAUAUAAGCAUGCGGGCACAUACGACCAUAAAGUCCAAGGAGGGAAAUAGGCGUCUCGUACGGACAACAAGCAAGCAUUGUCAGGACGGCGAUGGCACACUGUUCAGGUUGGCAUGAAUGAGAAGGUGAUGAUGUUGGAAAUUGUUUUCAGGAACUGGAACUUAUUCUACCACCUGCUGAGGUCCUCACAACACAGGGCAACACUUCUUUACAUUCCUCAUGUUUAACGUGGGCAAAAGCAAAAGGAAAAAAAGAGUCUCUGAGCUUUAGGCAGGAAACCAAAUGGAAAUGUCUUUUUUUUUUUCUUUCUGAUCCACACCAUAUCAGUAGCACUAAGAGGCCAACAUUCCCAAAUGUUCAGUGUUGCUUCAGGGUCUCCUUUUACCCCUCAAAUGGAGUGUUCUCCUGGCCUGCUUCAUGUUUGGCAGAGUAUCUUUCAGAAGAACAUCUCCCACUUGAGUGGGUUGGGGGUCUGGCCAUGCCUGAUUCCCUUCUAAUGAGUCCACUCUGCCCUCGGAGACAAAAUGCUGAGCAUUAAACUGGGAAGUAAAUGGCUAUUUUUCCAAAGAGACUUCCAUAGAUCCGUAUUACUACCCUAUUUCCAAGCAGAGGAAGUUUCUUCCUGGAAAGCCAGAGAAAUGAGCUCCUGGAUGAUUAGUAUGUGAGCAGGGGGAUUAACAGGGCACAUCUCCAUAUGUCUAAAGUGGCCUCUUCCCCUUAUGUGAACCAUACCCACUUUAAUCCAAAUCACCAACACAUAUAAGGGAC
Vombatus ursinus (common wombat) is the source of this 1512-nucleotide messenger RNA. It is a transcript of the gene TPPP, whose product is annotated as tubulin polymerization promoting protein. Lineage: Eukaryota; Metazoa; Chordata; Mammalia; Diprotodontia; Vombatidae. The coding region runs from base 138 to 794 and encodes 218 amino acids. The transcript is spliced from 4 exons. Gene Ontology annotation, cellular component: microtubule. Gene Ontology annotation, molecular function: tubulin binding. The record is from RefSeq and is a predicted model, not a curated record. Gene Ontology annotation, biological process: positive regulation of protein polymerization; microtubule bundle formation; microtubule polymerization.